Benincasa hispida (wax gourd) is the source of this 826-nucleotide messenger RNA. RefSeq names its product mitochondrial fission 1 protein A-like. Gene Ontology annotation, cellular component: mitochondrial outer membrane; peroxisomal membrane. Gene Ontology annotation, molecular function: protein binding. Gene Ontology annotation, biological process: mitochondrial fission; autophagy of mitochondrion; peroxisome fission. The record is from RefSeq and is a predicted model, not a curated record. Lineage: Eukaryota; Viridiplantae; Streptophyta; Magnoliopsida; Cucurbitales; Cucurbitaceae.
AAGUACGAAGAAGAAGAAGAAGAUUAGCAGAGAAAGAUGGAAGCUAAGGUCAGCAAAUUCUUCAGCUCGGUUUCCAGUUUCUUCUCCGGUGGCGAUCACAUACCAUGGUGCGAUCGCGAUGUUAUUGCCACUAUUAGAUGGCAGACGCUAGCACAACAGUUGAUGCACCAAUAAACAUGUCUAGUGAAAUUUGUUAUGAGUUGCGAAAGAGAGGCUGCUGAUGCCGAAAAGGGCUCGUCUGAUGAGCUGUUGAAGGAAAGCAUUAUGCGUUUAUCUUGGGCACUUGUUCAUUCAAGGCAACCCGAAGAUGUACAACGUGGGAUCGCAAUGCUUGAAGCUGCACUAUCUGGUGAUGAUAGCCCAUUGAAGAUGAGAGAGAAGCUUUAUCUUCUUGCUGUUGGGUAUUUCAGAAGUGGUGAUUACUCCAGGAGUAGGGAACUUGUAGAAGAAUGCUUAACGAUUGCACCAGACUGGAGACAGGCAAGGACACUGAAGAAAUCAAUCGAAGACCGGAUCACUAAAGAUGGUGUGAUCGGCAUCGGCAUUGCAGCGACUGCUGUAGGACUGCUUGCUGGUGGUAUUGCUGCUGCUGUUUCCAGAAAGAAGUGAGCCAAUUACUUGCUUUGUAUAUAAGAGAUCACUGUCUGAUCAAACCCAGUUUUAGAGUUGCCAGACUUGAAAGAACUUUGAGAUGUAUAAUGCUACUUAGCUAUUACUAAUGUUUGUUCUGUUAUAUUGAUCUAUUUCAUAUUGUAUAAACAUUGUGUUACGUUCUUUGUCCUGCAUUGGUAGUUUAUUUGAGAUUAUACACAUUCUUUCAAUUUGA